UGGAAACAAAUAAUAAAACAUUGAUUGGCGAGCGUUUGCUAUAAAAUUCGACCGGUAACCAAAUACACUCGUCGAGUCAAGUGAAAAUGCAGACACGUCUAGCCACAUUCGCUCUUCUUUUUUCUUUGGCAGUCACCCUAGGAUGGGCCGGCCCUAUAGGAAAGGCCCUUGUCGAAAGGGAUCCGGAGUACAACCCGGACCUGUUUGAGGGAGACAUUAUGGGUGUGUUACCCGGAGACCAGCCGAGGAACGCAGUUCGUGAUCCCGAUUUGCUUUGGCCCAACGGUGUUGUCUACUACACCGUCGGCUUGGGAUUCAGUGCCGAAGAACGUGCAACUCUUGACGAGGCCUUCGCCCUCUACGAAGCAAACACCUGCAUCACUUUUGUAGAGCGAACGAACCAGAGAGAUUACGUCUCCGUUCAAAAGACUGGUGGCGGGUGCUACAGCUACGUCGGUAGGACCGGUGGAGCUCAGACUCUCUCACUAGACGCAAGUUGUUUCCGUUGCACAGCCACCGGAUGCAAAACGGGAACACCGCAACAUGAAUUCUUACACGCCCUUGGAUUCCAUCACGAGCAAAGCCGGUCGGAUCGUGACGAUUACGUAACUAUCAACUACGACAAUAUUCAGCCUGGCAAGGAAAACAACUUUAAGAGCUACAGCCAACUCGAGAUCCAACAUUUGGGAGCUCCAUAUGACUAUGGUUCCGUGUUGCACUAUUCAGCAUACGCUUUCGCCGUUGAUCCCAGCAUUCCGACUAUUAUCGUACCAGACGGCGUCUCCAUUGGACAGAGAGAAGGUUUUAGCGAGGUUGAUAUAUUCGAAGUGAACACCUUGUACGGAUGCGCUGCUAAAAACCAGAAAAAAUAGGCCGGACCCGGACUCGUUCAUCAAUCAAUCGAAUUUCUUUCCCCCUGAUUUGUUUAACUGGAUUAAACAUAUGACUUUGCAUAUCCUAAAGCAUAACUUUCAUGAGGUUUACAAUACACACAUAUUCUAUAUCAUAA
Daphnia pulex (common water flea) is the source of this 1009-nucleotide messenger RNA. RefSeq names its product hatching enzyme 1.2-like. Bases 87 to 872 code for a protein of 261 amino acids. NCBI's taxonomy places the organism in Eukaryota, Metazoa, Arthropoda, Branchiopoda, Diplostraca, Daphniidae. Gene Ontology annotation, molecular function: zinc ion binding; metalloendopeptidase activity. The transcript has 9 exons. Gene Ontology annotation, biological process: proteolysis. The record is from RefSeq and is a predicted model, not a curated record.